This is a messenger RNA of Pestalotiopsis fici W106-1, 801 nucleotides long. RefSeq lists its product as uncharacterized. Lineage: Eukaryota; Fungi; Ascomycota; Sordariomycetes; Amphisphaeriales; Sporocadaceae. The coding region runs from base 1 to 801 and encodes 266 amino acids. Gene Ontology annotation, molecular function: oxidoreductase activity, acting on the CH-OH group of donors, NAD or NADP as acceptor. The record is from RefSeq and is a predicted model, not a curated record. The transcript has a single exon.
AUGAAACUAUCACGCGAAGGAUUCACGAUCGAUGUCGCCGCUGCAUUCGUGAGGCGAAUUGUGUUCAACCCUGCACUCGCCGUGACUGCAGCUGUCGCCCAAACUAUGAUACAUUUUAUACAGGUAUCAUAUAAUGAUGAUUUUCUCCAGCAGACUCCCAAGUUUACUUGGCCAUUGGCUUCGUCGGUUAGUCUCUGGGUACUCCUCAGUAUUUUACUCUGGGCCAAUGAUUAUUUGAACGAUGGUUACGCAAACAAUUGGGCAGCUGAUCCUUUAUGGGACUGGAGCAAGGAAAUUGUCUUGAUAACUGGUGCAAGCAGCGGUAUUGGAGCGAGUAUCGUCCAACAUCUAAUCCAGCGCAACCCUCGGGCGACCAUUGUCAUUCUUGACUAUUCACCCAUGAGCUGGACGCCUCCGCCAGUGUCUAAAAUACAUUUUUACCAGUGCGACCUCAGCCAUUCCUCUGUGAUCAAGGCUAUCAGUGAAAAGAUUCGCCAGGAAGUCGGUCAUCCAACAGUCUUGGUCAACAAUGCCGGCCUAUCUCGCGGCUUUACUGUCAUGGAUGGCUCUUAUGCAGAUGUCGACGUCACCAUACGAACAAAUCUUCUCGCACCAUUUCUCUUGACCAAGGAGUUCCUACCUUACCUUGUGCAGCAUAACCAUGGCCAUAUCAUGAACAUUAGUUCCAUGAGCUCCAUCAUGCCACCGGCUGGAAUCGCCGACUAUGCCGCGACCAAGUCCGGAAUCAAUGCACUUCACCAGGUACGUUGGUUUGAAUCCUCCGAGUUGAGGUGGAAUUAA